CAGGAGCCAAGAUGCAAGAAUUUUCCAUUCGGCAGCAAUUUCUGAAAGGUUCGAUACUGUUACGCUUAAGGCAAUGGAUGGCAUCCUAAUUUUAAUUAGCGGCUGCAUCAAUAAUUCACGUACUAUAGAGAAUGGCUUCCCAAUUGAGGUUUGCCAACAUUUCUCCAUUGGGUUUCCACAUUACUGGGAGGAAGUUGUGGACCAAUCUUUUGAACAAUCAAAACAGACAUAUGCUCUACCAAAGUUCUCAUUUAGUGAUGAUCUGCCAGCAACUUUUCUGCGUGAUUUCUGCGUCCCAGAAAUCAACACGACCACAAACGACCUCCCCGUGGAAAUACCACAAAAAAUGGGCAGUGUUUCGUCUAGGAGAAGUAAAAUUUCUGCUCGCAAGUCGGGAAAUCAGAAAAGAUGAAGUGGAUCAUGGAGAAGUCUCACAUGCAAUUUCAUGAAGUAUUUGCAAGAAGUGAAGGUCAUGAAAAAACAAGUAUACACCUUGCUCCUAUUGUGAAGGACAUAUCUGGAUAUGAGAGACUAAGAGUUGAGCCGCACCUCAAGAAUGAAAAGUUUCUCGUCAUGAAGGAAGAUGAUAAUGUUACUAUUAAAAAUGAUGAGUCAUCCCACAAGUCAGAUCUUGCAUUUUAUGAUACAUCAGGUGUUGUGGACACUGCAUGGUAUGAAGUUCUCGUGAUUGUAGACCAGGUAGCAGAGAACUCAAUUUCGUUGGAAACUUUUCAGUUAUUUGACAUUAUUGUUGAUAUUGUCAAGUCUGAAUAUCUAGUUUCAAAGCAGACGAUUCUACAAACUUCAACCAACACGCUUUUUGUAACACGCUCACCAGGUGAACUUUGUGUGUGGUUCAAUGUUUUAUCGCCAGUUCAGAAGCAUGAGUGGGAGCCUCCACCUUGAGGACAAGGUGAUUUUUAAGGGGGUGGGAAUGAUAUGAUAAUAUAUUAGUUAUAUUAUUUAUUAAUUAGUACUCCGUAUUAUUUAUUAAUAUUUUAUAGUUAAUCUAGUUUAGGGUUUAGUACGGGCUAAGCUCAUUAGGUCAGUUGGUGUUGCUGCAUUACUCUAUAUAUUGUAAUCAUUUCUCGUAAUUACGGAAGCAAUAAGAAUAUCAAAAUUCU
Molecule: messenger RNA, 1124 nt
Organism: Cuscuta campestris
Lineage: Eukaryota; Viridiplantae; Streptophyta; Magnoliopsida; Solanales; Convolvulaceae
Source: the annotation of a GenBank genome assembly